UUAUAAUACCCGUAUACGUCUGUCUGUCUUUCACGCAAAAUGGUACCACAAGUAGUGAACUCGGUGUAACGAACUCGGUGUUAAAUUCCACUGAAAAUUAUGACUCCGAAAAUUUCUACUGUCAUGAUAACAUGCAAUUCAUCUUGAGUCAGCAUCUUGUAGAUUACAUUCAAAGUCAUGUUGAUAAAAGGAACGUGUGCACAACAAGGAAACGUAAACAAAGUUUUGAACGUCUUGUGUUUAUUAGAAUUCGUUAUUACUUUGCUUUUUAACAGGAUCCUAGCUACGAAUUUAAAUCACUUUUGCUCGAAAGAGUUCUAAAUUUUUAAUCGAUUUAGGCAAAACUUUCUGAUUUUUACUCCCCUGUUAAUACAACGAACUCUCGAUAUAACUAACUUUUUUCUAUCCCUCUUGUACAUUCGUUAUAUCCAGAGUCCACUGUAUGAAUUAUCUUUCAGAUCUAUAUAUCUAAUUCUUUCCUCUUUCGAUGAGUGGCAAUUAGAACUGAUGAGUUAAAUCAACAACAAAUAAAAACUUAACAUGAAGCGAAGGAAUUUUAAUUACCCAAAAUGUUAAUUUCUCAGAUCUUUCUAUUUAAUGUACGCACAGCGCUUUCUCUGGUGUGAAUUAAUGUUGAAGUCAUUGAUAAAUAAAAGAUGAUACGUAGAUAUAGACCAUCUACAUCUACCCUGUUCCUAGAGCUUUUUGUUUCUCAUCGGCGCUGCGAGUAUUGAUAGGGCUUUAAAAUGGUCUAUCUCAACAUUAAUGGCCUGUUACCAAACUAGACUACGUUAAACUUCUGCUACAUCAAACAAAACUUGAUGCAUUCUCCAUUUGUGAAACUUAAAUUGAUGACACAAUAUUGACAAUGACGUUAAAAUUGAUGGCUAUGUUUGGUAUAGGAAUAAUCAGAAUAGACGUGGUGUACAUCCUCUUUGUAUAUCCUCUUUGAAUAUCCUCUUUGAUUUUUGUUAAUGAAAACUUGUAUGGCCAGCUUUUAAAACACCUAUACUUCGAAAAUGUUGAAUCAGUAUGGGUGAAAGGUGCUGGAAAUAAGUUAAACCUAGUGAUUUGCAGAGUACUGAAAACCUGUGUGCUCAUUUUAAAAAAUGUUUUAAUAAACUCUCAAAAGAAAAAGAAGUUUUUAUCUUGGGAGAUGUUAACUGUAACAUGCUUUUAAAAUAUGCUCUUUCCUCCAAAAUAAAGGAAUUAUGCUCCACUCUUUUCCUAAAACAGCAUAUUACGGAGCCAAUUCGUGUUACAGAAGCUACAAGAACUUCAGUGUAGGCCUAAACAACUUUGGAAAACCGUAAGAAAACUUGUUUUCUUAUUGGUCAGGCAGUACUACCUCAAUAAAACGAGUAGUCCAAAACGAUGGUACAGAAACAUCUAUCCAAAAGAAAUUAUUAUAUUUCUGAGCAUAACUUUCUAAAUUACAGACAGUCCGGAUUUUGAAAACUCUUUUCCACAGAAACUGCAGUAUUCGAUUUCUCUGACUUUAUACUUACUGAGCUGGGCCAGCAAAACUUUGUUUGUGCUGUGCUCAUUGACCUUAAAAAAGCUUUUGACAUUAUUGAUCAUAAAAUUUUGUUAAAAAAACUAUGGUGUUUUGGCACAAGAGGUGCUACCUUUGACUAUGGAGUUGUUGGUUUGAGUCCUACUUAAGGGGCCAAAUCCAGCUGACUCUUGAAAACAAAACAAGAUCAGGCCUGCUUCAGUGAUCUGUGUUGGCCCCCUGCUUUUUCUUUAGUGUAUUGAUGACUUAAAAUCUGUAAUGCAAAUUAUCACGAUCUAUAUGCAUACAAUAAUUAUUUUAUCCCACAAAAGCUUGGAUACCUUUGUCUCGCAGGUCGAGUUGGAACUUUUGCAAGUCGACAUUUCGCUGAAUAAUGACAAAAUGACUAUAAAUACGGACAAAACUACAACAAUCUUUUGCGCCAACCACAGCCAGUUAAAAAAGUUGAGAACAAAACUAUAAACUAUAUGGGUCGUCUCGCCGACCGAUAUGCAAAAAGAGACAACGGGUCAUGCGAUCAAGGUUGGAGCAGCAUAUAAUAGCUUGAAGAGGGGCCAUAAACUAUCCUUAGGGAUUGUUCACAUAAGAGACAAAACGUCUACAACCACACCAGUUACCACGCAAGUUUUAACGUCACGACAACAAAGAGCGCACAUGUGUAAUUCGACGAUAUAUCAUCAUGCUAACGGUGAAAUCAAUGAGACACUUAUUAAUAAAAUGUGUUCGGAUUUUUAUCCUUCUUGUAAAAAAGAUACUUUCACAUCACGUUUGAGAUAUAUCUUUACCGAGGAACCUUACUUCAAAUUUAAUUUUACUAUCGUUAAAAAAGGUUGCAUGGCAUAUGUGAUUGACAUAUAUGAAAACAACACCCUUGUUUCUUUUAACUAUAUUCCGUAUAACAAGACUGGCGAACAAAAAAUAUUCAAGCGACGAAAUUUAUACGGUGUGUCGUACCGGUACAAAGUCACAUUCCUUCCAUCCGGAUAUAGUAUAUCACACCGUGUUAAAAGAAGCCCGACUAAAUGUGAGACAUUUACGAUCCUGACAAUACGCAAAAAUAUUAAAAAGGAAAAUCCAUUGUGCAAUGCUAGAAACGAUUUAUUGGACGUUCAAAUUACCGCAGCACCAAUAUGCGAUUAUUUCUCUAACAAUGUCGCUGAUGUUAAAAACUAUUUAAAAAAGACCAAGUUAAAAAUAUCUAACUGUACUAUCAUCCCCUAUCAACUCCCUCGAGAUGAAGUUGACGAGAAAGGAUAUACCAAUAAAACACUGCAUGUUGUAUUUGUUAUGUCAGCUAUCUUACUGACAAUAUUCAUUAUUCUUAUCAUUGUCCGUAUUGUGAGAAAUAUCAAACGCAAACAUGGUGAGGUGGACAGAGUUGAAGGUACAGCGGAACAAGCUGGACAUCGUCAAGGAAAAAAAGUGAUGAUUCUAAAUCGACCAGGUUGUGAAUUGAUUGAAACACUAUUAAGAGAUUUAGCUUUCUUCUUAAAAGCAUAUGGUAUUGAUGUAAAGUUGUCAUUGCUUGAACAAAGUCAGAUUGACGCAGAAGGAGGAAUUUCAUCGUACUUACAAAGAAAUAUUGAUUCUUGUGAUUAUAUUCUUAUCAUGUUUACAGAACAUGAUAAAGAUCAUACACCCUUAAAACAUCGACCAUACGAAUUUGCUGUAAAAGUCAUCAGUGGUUUAGCAUAUCAUCAGAAUGAUAGUUCCAGAUACAUUCCUCUGUAUUUAACAAGUUAUGAAAAAGCACUCAGUUUGAUGCCAUCCUUUUUAAUUGCCACACAAGAUAUGGGCUUCCAAAUCCCUAGAGAGCUGUCACAAUUAAUGAGGCGAUUACUGGGUUCAACUGUACCAUCAAAGACAAAAGAACAGUUGGUUAAAAUGAACUUUUUUAUAAACAAAAUGAAAACUGCUUGUAAAAAAAUUGAGUGUGAGAAACAUACCACUUGUAGCCAAGAUAACUGCAACAAGGGUACAAUUUAUGACAGUGUCAGCAACUUGUCAGCUAUAUGGGCAUCUACUGCUCCAUCGAGAUGGUCUUCUUUUCAUUCAAUAUAUAAAAGACCACAGGUGGACGUUCCCUUAUUGACAAUGGAAGAAAUUUUAAAACGAAACGAAAUCACUAAUUAGAGGCAUGCUGUAUAUUGUUAUAACGAAUUUUCGUUUGCGAGUAAUGAUCCGUAACGCAUAGUUUUACAUUGCUGUAGAAUUUCCUGCUGAAUACCAUAUACGAGGAUUUACCAAAAUACCCUGUCUCGAUGGACGAGUAGAAGGUCCUAAUAAUGUAGAAACACCACUCCAAUAAAGGAAUAAACAGGAAUAUUUCGUGCAUCACCUAACACGAAUCACUUCUCCACUGUUAGCUGUUUGUUUCUCAGAUAUAAAAAAUUGCGACGAUUAUUAUAAAGUGAGACAGAACAAGGAUAAUUCCAGUUAUGUGAAGAAAAUUUCUAAAACGAUUACUUUAUUAGGAUGUAAUGACUUUAUAAAAUUUAGCUAUUAAUUAAAUGAACUAGUUUUAAGAGGUUUUCAAGAGAGGUUACAUUUUAUAGCAAUAUGAUUCUAAAUAUUGUUACGCCCGUUCGACGUGUAAACCACAAGUUGUUGUCUCUGAUUCUACGUUUUCUACACUUUUUUUUACAUUAACACCAAAGCUGCUCAACCGUGACUCGAACUGGGUUGUACUGCUUUGUGGCUGUUUAAACAGCUCCCAAGUCUUCUCAUUUCCACCUUUAAAAAAAGACAUUACGCCUUACCAAUUUGUAACUUUUACACUUUUUGUCUUACCUCCUUUCAGCUUUGGAUUUGGAAGUUUUACUUGAC
This is a messenger RNA of Hydractinia symbiolongicarpus, 4342 nucleotides long. RefSeq lists its product as uncharacterized. The transcript has 13 exons. Bases 2006 to 3649 code for a protein of 547 amino acids. The record is from RefSeq and is a predicted model, not a curated record. Lineage: Eukaryota; Metazoa; Cnidaria; Hydrozoa; Anthoathecata; Hydractiniidae.